This is a messenger RNA of [Torrubiella] hemipterigena, 7932 nucleotides long. Lineage: Eukaryota; Fungi; Ascomycota; Sordariomycetes; Hypocreales; Clavicipitaceae. The record is from the annotation of a GenBank genome assembly.
CGGGGCCAUUAUCCUGUGCCGCGGGGGCGGCGAUGUCAGUGCUCACGACUCUGUAGAGUAUGAGAGUAUCAAUCUAUAAAGCGUAAUGGAUGGUGAUGCAGGUUUAGUUGGGUAUUUGGUCGAUAGGCUUGCGACGAAGCUUCCGCAUCGUGUUGGCGUCAAUGGCGCUAGGCUGGAUGAUGAUGAGGUUCUCCAUACUACUAGAACAACGCUGAUCAAAUUGAGUCAGACGACGGUCAAUGUGGUCCUAGAGUCACUGCUGGAUCUUCUUGAGGAAGUCUCGCGCCCUUACAGCGGUGGCCUUGGUCGUCAUCCUGUACAUGUCGUUCAGUCUGAGUCUUAUAUCGUCGAACUUGCCGCAGCUUGCUGCUCCGCACGAUGGGCAGCUGUCAAUGCUACGGAGCCUGAACCUCACGAGGAAGAGCAACUCAAAGACUCGCUUACAAAACGAGUGUUCGAUAUAUUCAAAACCUUUCUCGACCCAAAUCCAGAUGACGAAUCUCUGCCUGCAAGGACACUGUUGGACAACACCGCCGGCCUAGACGCAAAUCUGAUGAGUGCUCGAGUCUCUGCCGAUAACAGUCGUGACAGCAUCGAUGGGUUUCAUUCUGUUCAAGCGCUAGCCGCAACUAUUGAGAAGCAUGUUAAGACAUUGAUAGAGUUCGUUACGGCGUUCAGCUGGGGCCCUUCGUUUUCAUAUCUGAGAACUGUUAUUCACAGCAUCCGGACGACCAUCACGGUGGAAUCAAGUUCAGAUGCCUCCAAAGCUUUGAAUGCUUCAGAAAAAGGAUCCCUAGUUGUUCUUCGGCUUUUAUCGUACUGUUGGGUUGAUAGCGCCAAGCUUGGACUGUUGAUCCAAGAGAUAUGCUCCAGCUAUCUGCAUUUCCGACGACCGUACCAAAACACUGUUGCAGUAUCUAUACCGCUACUGAUUACUAGAUGGAUAGAUCGCUACCCAGACGAAUUCGUUCAGCUCCACCGACUUCAUAAAAGGUUGGAUGGUGGCUCUGAUACGCUCUUCGACAUGACCCAGACAGCAGCAGAUAACGGACGGAGAAGGACACCACUUUACCCGCUCCAGAUCACGCUGCUCUUUCUGAUGCCAGAUGUUUUUGAAGUUGCCAGCAACUUGCGUGAAGCCAAGGGCACAAGCAUUAUCAAGAAAGUCGCCUUUUUGGAUACACUACGUAAAGCACUCAGGAACGGCAAUGAACAAGCUGGCUAUUGCCUGGUAUCGCUAUUACGUGUGGCACGCCAUUUUGAUGUUGAAAGUGACUCUGCACUCGUCAGUUUUGCCAUGGAUGUCCAUGACGAAGUUCGCGAUGCUAUCUUCCGACCGUCCCCUGGCACGCAGCGAAUAUUUGACCAAGACAUGGUUACUGCCGGCCUCAUUAGCUUGGCACAUCUGAAUCUUGAAGUGUGUCUUGAUUCUCUUGUUGGGUAUUGUACUUCAGACGAUGCUCCUGAAAGCUUCCGUAUUGCAUUGGUAGAAGCUUGCUGCUACUUCUCAAGUUUGCGAACGGCGUCAAAGUACAAGCCGUUGUUCCACCAAGCCUUGCCUUUUAUGAAAGCUCAUAUGAAGUCCGUAACCGAAACCUCAUCUGAUAGUACCGCCCAUGAUGUAAACGCUGAGUUGACUUGCCAAAUUCUUCGGUUCCUUGGGUCAUCGCUUUCUUGCUUCAGUGAUGACGACGCUCCGUUUCUCGAACCGGAUGGCUAUUUUUUGGAUGCAGUCUUGCUCUGCGUUCUAUUUCCUAUGCUCUCUAUUAGGAAGAACGCGCUUGAUGUGACCGAAAGACUCUUUUCUACAUACACACAAACACAACUAUUUACGAGCGAGCGAACGGCUCAACCUUCAGUGCGGCAACAACUACGUUAUGAUGUAUGGGUUCGGAGCUCUACUUUCAUCAUACAUCUCUGUAAGGAACCGCAAUCGGUUUUGGAGACUCAUUUCAUUACAUCACUGCACUCCUAUAUGAAAAAUCGUAUUCUCUUAUUGAAAAAAGUCCCACUCUUAGGAACCUUGCCCCCCAACGUACCCAUUGUGGCAGAGGCAGUGACUGUACUGGAGAAAUCCCUAUUAGUGGCACUCUGUUCUGCAAAUAUAGACACCUGUCAACUAGUGGCCGCUUCUAUCGGCUUGCUCCUUGAAGAGCGUCAAUUGGUGAACGACUCGUCCGAUAAUCCCAAGGCAUAUGCAUCGCUUCAACGAAAUCUAACUGUAUUGGGCGAGAUAUCAUCCCCAAGCUACCGCAUUACUGGACUAGUGGCAUUUCAGAAACGCAUACGAGUCCUUUUUCGAAAGUUGGCUUGUCCAACUCCAGGCAUUCUCCAGGCCUGGGAAACUGCUUUUGAGAAGUGGAUUUAUUUAGCAAAGGAUCUCUCUACGAUGUCAACUGAUCUGAUUGAAGAAACAAUGAUGUCGGAAUGGCGCAAUCUCUCAGGCUUCUUAGCCUCCAUUGGCGGGAUAUGCGUCUCGAGCCAAUCGGCUGGCCAGGAUGAUUCGCCGCCCACUGAUUUGAAGUGGAUUGACCUUCCACAGGCUGACAAUGCUGGAGAGGCACUCUUGCAUAGAUACCUUCGGUUAAGCGUCCAACUAUUAGCGUGUAGCAGCAUCAGAGUUCGAGAAGCGACGCGUGACAUCCUCUCUCAUGAGAUGGCACUGCAGAUCAACCCACUGCUACUGAAGGCUGUUGAAUCCGAAGUUGAGGUGCUCCUUACUGGGGCUUUGGGUCAUCCUGACAAGGCUCAAGACAGUGAAGUAAUAUUUGCUGAACAAACUGCUUCGUUGCUUAAAGAUAUGGUAGAAAGCAUCGGCAACCCACAACAUUCUGCCAGUGCAUCAACUGUGCACCUCGGUGUGCUCUCGCUCAACUUUGCCAAAUUUGUGGAAGGUAUUCCUGAUACGACUACCUCUCUGAGAGUCAAAAUACGUAUAUGUCAGCUAGUGGAGGCUGUGAUUCGACGUAAAGAACAUUUGAAUCUACGUGACGAUGUCCGCAUCCGAAACCAGCUGCUAGAAUUCAUCUUUUCGUGGAUCGACCGACCUGGUACUCCAUUGCCAGAGCAUGCGGCCUUACGUCUAGACGAAUCAUGGCGGAUGCAGAAGGAUUUAGAUCGAGCAUGUCUGAAAGCGUUGGCUGAUCUUACAAUGCGCCUCCCUCUGCAGCCAGCUGAUAGCCAAACAGAUGCAAGUAUGAGCGAGAUGAAGUCACAAAUGUUUCAAACAUACUUCAAUCGUUUCCUUUCUCUUCUUAACCAGGAGUCUCUUCAGGUUGCCGCAAAGGAGCUGCAGAAAGCGGGCGGCACCCGUGAUGAAGGGUCCUCAAAUGCUGAUUUGGCCAUAUCAAUUCUGUCGAAUCUACUAAGCGCAAAUAUUGAUGUUGGUCUCAAGCAUUCUCUAAAUAUUGGUUACCACGAGAGUAUUGCGAUCAGGACAGCCUUUAUCCGCGUAUUAUACAACAUCCUGUCUCAAGGCACUGAGUUUAGCAAUCUCUCCGAUUCUGCUGUGACAGAAAAGUAUGAUGAGCUUCUCAACAUACUCACCAAAGAUAUGUCGUUGGCGGUGGCGAUGAGCACCGUUUGCCCGGGAGCAGAGAUUGAUGAACUCGCAGUCUGCUUGCUUACUGUUUUCGAACAAAGGGGCCAGAUAUUUGAUCUCUUCGAGGCUCUCAUCAGGGAAGAGGUAAACCAGACUGAAAAUGAGACGGAAUUGCUUCGUCGCACGUCUGUUGCCACCAAGAUGUUGUCUCUCUACGCCAAAUGGAAAGGCUACUCAUAUCUACACGGCACGCUGCAUAAGGUGCUGGACAGGCUGCUGCUCACGUCUCAGGAUCUAGACUUGGAACUGGACCCAACACGAGUAGGAAGUCCCGAAGAACUGCGCAAAAAUGCGUUGCAGCUUCAAGUGGUGUCCAAGGUUUUUAUGGAUGACAUCUGUGCUUCUGCAGCCAACAUACCUCCGUCUUUCAGGAAGAUAUGUAGCAUUAUACAUGAAGCAGUGCUUCCACGGUUCCCAAAUGCGAAAUAUACCGCCGUCGGAGCGUUCAUCUUCCUUCGCUUCUUUUGCCCUGCGAUUGUCGCCCCAGAGGCAGAAGGACUUGUUCCCUCGCCGCCGUCAAAGGAAAUGCGCCGCGGCUUGCUCUUGAUUGCCAAGAUCAUUCAGAACCUUGCCAACAAUGUCUUGUUUGGUACUAAGGAGCCCUACAUGUUUCCGCUCAAUCAAUUUCUGGUGAAGAACAUUUCUGUUGUGGUUUCAUUCCUUCACGAAAUCUCUAUUCCACCCGAUGAUCUCCAAUUGGUACCAUCAAAGGAGACGUUCGAUUUUGGAUCGUGCGUAUCUUUCCAUAGAUUCUUAUAUGACCACUGGGACCAUCUGCGACAAACUCUGACGGCGAGAGAGAGAAGAGAGUACGUGAGGUCUCCUGAUUCCAUGGCUCGAAGCCGAUCACCAAUCUUGGAACCGCUACGAAGUUUGGUUGCGAAUUUAGGUCCUUCGCCACUGGCCAUAUCUUGGAAUCGUCCACAGAUAUCUAUAAAUGGGCCGCCUCUCUAUGCAAGAUUUCAGAAUUUCAUGCUACGGAAUGCCUUCAAGAGUACGGAGUCAUUCCUUGCAUCCCAGGCAGUCUACGAUGGUGGCGAGACAAAGGACGGUCUUUCGAUUCUCAAUAUUAUUCUACGCCACAUCGAAAACGAGGGAAUCGAUUAUGAAACCCUUCUAUACUGUUACUUGAAAAUUGCCAGCAGACUCUGGCAUGAGCCGUUUGUGGUAUUCGUGGAUGCAACAUGCUACACAGGGAAGAACGAGCCCCGAGAUGACUUCUUCAAAAUGUUGGACAUGCUGGCCCCCGUAGAAAUGUCACAAAAUCUUUGUCGCAUUUACAUUUACAAUAUGAACAGCGCUUUCAAACGGUGCUUCCGCCGACUACUGCGAAUUUCAACCAAAAAUGAGUAUAGCGUCUUUCACCCAAGCAAUGUGGAAUAUCAUUUGCCUAGCAAUCUGGACGACUUACAGAUAUAUUUCAACCUCAGCCACAUGCUACUGCCCAAGGAUACCAUAAGUGUUAUGUCAGAUGGGCGUUUCAUGUUCCACCCUAUAACAAGACUAUCUAAAUCCAAGGGGAGGGUGGAAGUGAGCGUCAAAGUGGGCAGCCAAUUCCUUCAGGUGACUACCCUGAAGAAACAAGAAAUUCUCUCGGGCCUACGGCUCAGCGCUGUCAUCAACGACGUGUUUAGAUUAUCAGAUGUAGAAGAGGCAGCAACCACGAUGCAAGCCGAUGAUGAGGCUUCAUUUGGGAUUCGGGCUGAUGGCGGUAAAAUUGUCAUGUGUUUUACGAGCGCUAAGAAGGCUGAAGUAUUACAUGCCAUUCGAAACGCAAAAGGCAAACAGGGCAAAGAUGGCAGAACGCACAAACAUCUUGAGCGACUUAUUCGGCCUCAGGAUGUACCUGGCACGCUUUUGAACCUCGCAUUUGCGAACUUAUUAAGCGUUGACCGUGGCUUGCGAGUCGCUUCGUACAACUUACUCGGUGCCCUGGGGCGUGCAUUUCAGUUUGAUACUGAAACACGUCUAGUUUGUACUAAAGGUAAGAAAUCCAGACUUCAUCGGUGUGGCUAGUCGCUAACAACUUAUAGAUAUCAGUGUCCCCAUGGACCCCAGUCGGUUCAUCAUCAACAUUAGUACACAACUUGCACACUCGGAGCCGCAGCUUACAUCUGACUUUUUGACUGAAUUCUUUGUGAGUUGGGAGACGUUUCCGGACGAGCAAAAAGCUCUCAGUCUCGCAUACAUGGCACCAUGGUUGUCUGGACUGCGCACAAACGUGCUCGUCAAUGAGGCAGACGGAGAAAAGGGCCGGGAUAAAGUGGCCGCCAUCUUUCACAAGUUUAUCGAUCUAAUUGCGUUGGAUCAGACACUCUCAUAUGCGCUAGAGCAGUCAGUAUGGCCGCUGAUUGUUCAAGAUGAAGUUCUGUUGGAGAUAUUCCUCGAGGAACUUGUCAAGGCUGCUCUCAGCUUCGGCAUGCAAGGCGAGGUUAUAGAAACGAUCGCUUCUGUGAUUGCAAAUAUCUCGUCAGUAACAGCACGAGCACGGUCACUAGCCCGCCUACGAAAGGCUCUUAACAGGUCGUCCCUACGCCCGACGAGGCACUUACCAGACAAUGCGGUGUGGUCUGAGAUUUGCUCCAUGCUACACAUAUGCGUGGCGCUGUCAUUUGACAGCAGCGUACAAUCGCAGCUCUUUCUACCUGAAAUUUUCCACGUGGUCACAAUGCUUGGAAACAUUGGUACUCGCCAAGUUCGAUCCAUGGUUCAUAUGCUCCUCACAAACACAGUUCACGCCAUCUGUGCAUCUUUUACCCUAGACGAGCCACGCUUGGCUAAAGUAAGGGCCUGUUUGGAACAGCUCGCAGAACCAAAGGGAAGUUUCUUCGCGUCUAAUUCCCGGUUUUCACGCGAAGGCAACCAACCCGUUCAGCCAAACGAAUCUGGUUCCAAUUUGGCAGCCACAGAAAAUCUCGUGGCCAUUCUAUAUGACAUUUGCAACAUCGCGGCUGUAUCCACCGACAUGGCCAACGCGUGGCGAUCUCGCUGGAUGAGCCUAGUUGCGAGCACGGCGUUCCAAAAUAACCCAGCUAUCCAACCGAGAGCUUUUGCCGUCAUGGGCUAUCUGGCGAGGCAGGAAGUGGAUGACGAUCUUCUCUAUCAGGUAUUGGUAGCGCUCCGCAAUAGCGUGACUCAAUUUGGUGAAGAUGGCGAUAGCGAGAUGCUCAUAUCCAUCAUUACGUGCCUGUCGCGAAUGAUGGCAAAUCUGCCUUCAGCAUCUCGCUACGGACUGCAGCUAUUCUGGCUGGCCAUGUCACUAGUAAGGCUAGUUCCGGCCAGUCUAUUCAACUGCACCGCGCAGUUCCUCGAGGCUAUUCUUGGAAAUAUUGGCGGAGCCGGGAACGCGCGAGGCGAUGGUAUGGUUACACUGCUUCUCCAGAGCAGAGGGCAACUUGACGACGCAGCCCAGAUGUUGGAUGAUGCCUACGGCAUUCACUUUGACGAAGAAAACUUUCAUUUUGCAGUCUGCGCAUGCCUGGUACGAGGCCUAACAAAUUCGGCGACAAGACAUGCCGCCAUCCGCGUGCUAUGCUCAUUCCUGGAGCUCAGUUCGGCUCAAGAAGGCCUCAAUGUGCGGUCAUCUGAAGUAUUGAUGGCGUCCCCAUACCUUGCCCUCGGGUUGGCUCGCUGCGCCGACUUUGAAGAUUUGCGAGAAGGUAUUUGGUCGGCAGGCAUGGACCCAGACGAGAUUAAGACGAUGCUUGGUGUGUUUGGCCGACCAGAAAUCCAGGCAAUGGAGGAUAAGCACUUGCUUCUCGUAUCGACCAUUGAGCUGGUUGAUUUCCAGUAUUUGGAAGAUACUGCCCAAUCAAGAAGUCUUCUUUGGCUGAAUGAGCUGGCCAAGUCUCGGCCGUCUGUGUUUCUCCAUUUGUGUGGAGUGAUGCCGUCUAUUCUAAACGACGUGCUAAUCCACGGGCAAGACUCCGUUGCGCUAGAAGCGGCACAUACUUUAGUGGCAACCUUGACAUCGGAGCAGCGAUAUUCGAAGGCGAUGGGCUCGAUGAAGCAGCUUACAAACGAGCUGGAAGAGCUGGGCUUUUCUGGGCUAUGGACAUCCUCCUUCCACCGGCCAUUGCAAAACAAGAGCGCUUGUUUUGAGAUGACAGAAAAGCUGAUAGAACUUAUCGUCAUUUAACGUGGGAAAACUGAGUUGUCUUCGGGGCAAACAAUCGAAACGUGGUGCUAUGCAUCAAGCUUAGACAUGGGUUGGAAAUAAGUUGGAGCGGAAUAUGAGCGAUUUCUUUUGUUUCAUUUUAUUAACAUAGCGAGCGAGAAUAAAUAUAUAUAUAUAUAGUGUAGAUUUUGUUGUUCAUUUUAACCUCGCCCUG